AUGAGAAGCAGGAUGCUCAUUUUGCUGCUAGCAAACUGCGCCGAAAAACUUGAGAAGAAGCAGAAGAAGUUGUCUAAAGCGAGACUUCUGUCAGAAGGAAAAGAUCUAGAGAUCGAUCUCCUGAGAGAAGGCAUCAAUACAAUUGAGCAAGAACUGAAGUCGUCGACCAGGGAGGAUUUUGAUGGAUCCUCUGAGGACUGUCAGGGAAUCGGUACUGGCAUGCAGUUAUGUGUCGAACCCAUCGCUGAAUGCCACUCUCAAGACUCAAACCAGGCCACACCGAACAACGGUAGUUACAAGACCACGGAUCUCUGGAGCCAAGAAUAUGGGACUACUACCGACAAUUCAAGCUGUUGGGGCGGGCCCAAAACGGCGCCCUCUAUCAAAUCAGAGCCUUAUCAGUUGUUCGAUCAUGGCGGCAAGAAGGAUUUACUAUGCCUCAAGACAAAAUCCGCAAAGAAGAGUUCCCGCUGCACCACUGAAUCCGAGUCCCCAGUCGAAUCCCUUGAGUGUGGAUCGCCUAUAGACAUUUCUAGCGACGACAACGACGUCGCCGUCAGAAAAUCAUGUCGACCACUUCGAAACACAAAGAAAGUCAAUUACGACGUGGGAGCGCCCGAACACUGGCCGAUUGAGUUCUUCAACUGA
Fusarium graminearum PH-1 is the source of this 648-nucleotide messenger RNA. RefSeq lists its product as uncharacterized. The transcript has a single exon. NCBI's taxonomy places the organism in Eukaryota, Fungi, Ascomycota, Sordariomycetes, Hypocreales, Nectriaceae. Bases 1 to 648 code for a protein of 215 amino acids. The record is from RefSeq and is a predicted model, not a curated record.